Molecule: messenger RNA, 2067 nt
Organism: Rotaria sordida
Lineage: Eukaryota; Metazoa; Rotifera; Eurotatoria; Philodinida; Philodinidae
Source: the annotation of a GenBank genome assembly
AUGUUUUCAUUUCUUAAGAAGAAAAAAGUAAAAAAAUCUGAUAAUCAACAACAACAGCAACAACAACAACAUCAUCAGAUAACUCCAAUUACUAAUGAAAAUAAAGAAAAUUUAUUAACUCGAACUGAUAAACAACAACAACAACAACAACAACAAUAUCAUCGUGAUAAUGAAUCAGGUGGUUUUGAUGGUUCAUCAUCUGCUGUAUUACAAUCAUCGAUUUCAAAAAAAACUUCAUCAUCACCACCAAUAACAUACGAUAAAAAUCUUUCAACAUUACGUCCAAAUAUAGAUCAAACAUCGAAAAUUCAUAUUGAUACUAAUCAGAAUCCAUCAGAUAAAUUAUUGCAUAUAUGUGAUUCAAGCGAACCAAGUCCCCGUGAUUUAACAGACAUUACUUUAUCUAGUUUACCAGCACAUAAAACAGAAACUUCUUCUUCAUUUUCUUGUCAUUCUUCUUAUGAAAAACGAAAGAGUUGUCAUGUGACUUCAAUGAGUUUAGCAUCACCGAGUCAAAUAGGUGCAAGUGAUCUUAAUCGAAUUUUAACAUCAGGUUAUAUAAAUUGUGAAGAAAAUAUGGGUUAUAUGAAAAGACCUGGUGAUCAUAUAGCUUCAUAUACGAAAUCGCCACAUUUUCAUCGACCAAUUCAUCAUCCUCAUCACUAUCAGCAAGUUUCAUCAUUACGAAAAGAAAUGGUCGGUUUUUCAUAUAAUCGAACACAAACAUUUACUGUACCAGGAACUAAAAAAGGCAUGAAAGCAUUAGUAACUGGUCAAACAAAAAUUCGUAAAAUACAUUGUUCUGUACCUCAUACAUCAUCUCCAAUAUCAUCACAAUCGAUAUCGUCUAAUCAAAAAACUCUAACACAUGAUUCAACAUCUCCAAUACAUCCUCAAACACCAACAAUUAAUGAAGAACCUAUUGUUCUUUCACGUUAUUCAGGUGGUUUUAUACCUGAUCCAACAGCACCAAAAAAAAUCGAAUCACUUGAUUGGCCAGCACCUAUAGCUAUACAAGCUGUACCCGAAUUAAUGAAAUCUCAUCGUAGUCGAAGUGAAUCUCGUACAGAAACACAUUCAAAUCGUUCUCAUCAUCAUAGUCAAACAACACCUAAAAAACAUACAUUAUCACCAUCAUCAACUCAUCCAUCUCCAUUAUCUAAUGAUCAUGAUCAACAAACAACAACAAUAACAACAACAACAACAGAUGAUAUAACAAUAACUAGUGAAAAUUUAAAUGAUGAUGAUGAUGAUGAUGAUGAUACAACUGAUGGUGAAAUACGUCAUGAUACACAAUUAGAAAAAGAUAUAAGUAUUAUGUCAAAAUUAAAAGAUACAUCAGGUAUGGCACAUGCUUUAUUAGAAGAUUUACGUUUACAAGAAAAAUUAAUCUCAAGACAAUUACCACUUGAUCCAUGGAAAGCAUCACGUUCACCAUCAGCAGCUGUCGAACCACCAAGACGUUGUCGUUUUGAUUCACCUAAAUUUGCAUCACCAUCAAGACGUGUUCAUACACAUUCAUCAUCAACAACAAAUCCAGAUGAUAGUCUUGCUGGUUUAUCAACAUCAAUAUCAACAACACCAGCCGGUGGAAAACGUAUUACAUUACCAAGAUAUAAUCAACAAAUUCUUCGACCUGGUUAUGGUUUAACACCAUCACCUAAAGCUCAAACAUUACCAACUUGUCUUGAUAUGCAAAGAAGUUGUGAUUUAGAUUCAACAGAUCUUGGAACUACAAAUUCAUGCUAUUCACAUGAUGGAGAUCAUAAUAAAUCAGUAAAGACCGUUGAUGUUGGUGGUGGUGGUGAUCGUCGAUAUUUAGCUUCUCAGCAUGCACAUUCAACUCAUUCAGCUCCAACAUUAAUGGGUAAUCCAAAAUUAUAUACAUAUGAAGAAUUAAAAGUAAUGUCUAAGAAACGAUUACCGUCAGAUGUUGAUCGAGAUCGUCUAGAGCGUCAUCUGUCUGAUAAUGAAUUUCAUACAUUAUUCCAAAUGACACGAACCGAUUUUUAUCGUUUACCAGAAUGGCGUCGUAUUGAUCUGAAAAAACGCUUUAAACUUUUUUGA